CACAUUUUGCACCAUUCCACAAAGCGGCGGUGAACCACCUAGCCAAACAGAGAAAGAAUCGCGUGUGUGCUGCCACAAUCACUCGCCCUAACCCCGCCUCACCCCCCUCCAUCGUUCUGCCCGAUAAUUAACAGAAAUUGAUUUUCCCCCGCGAAGAAAAAAAGGCGGCUGAAGUGAACGAACCUUACAUCAUCAAUCAUGGAUCACGCAAAGCUCGCGAAGAUGCAGGCGUCCGUCCGUAUCGGCGGAAAGGGAACCCCACGGAGAAAGGUCAAGAAGGUGCACAAGAGCGCCGGAACCGAUGACAAGAAGCUUCAGGCUGCUCUCAAGAAGUUGAACGUGCAGCCCAUCCAGGCUAUUGAGGAGGUCAACAUGUUCAAGGAGGACGGAAACGUCAUCCACUUCGCCGCUCCCAAGGUUCACGCGUCGGUCCCUUCCAACACCUUCGCCAUCUACGGAAACGGCGAGGACAAGGAGUUGACCGAGCUCGUCCCCGGUAUCCUUAACCAGCUUGGCCCCGACUCGCUCGCGUCGCUGCGAAAGCUCGCAGAGAGCUACCAGAGCCUUCAGAAGAAGGAGGGCGAUGACGACAAGAAGGACGACUCCGAUGACGAUGACAUCCCCGACCUUGUCGAGGGCAAGGACUUCGAGAACAAGGAGUAAACCGAAACCCCAAUCGGACAAAAAAAAUCUCACUUCGGAGUUUCCUUUUCGAUGGUUUCGUGUUGCUGUUGUGAUUGUUGGCCGUCGUUGUGGGUGCUGGUUUCGCGAGUUCGGGAGAAGAGUAACGUCUCAUCUGUGCCGUUUUUCUCUUGUCUUUCCACCACCAGAUUUGUGCGUCUUUAAAACGGCAAUAUAAGGCGACUAUGAAUCAAACCAGUGAGCAUGCUUUCGGAGUGCGGCAUCUGAACGCCCGUAUUUGAACGAAACCAGAGUAUUACUACAGGUCAGAAAUCAAUGGUGUGUGUUCCUGGCACGUCGCAAAGCAUCAUUCGUGCAGAC
Molecule: messenger RNA, 1002 nt
Organism: Tricharina praecox
Lineage: Eukaryota; Fungi; Ascomycota; Pezizomycetes; Pezizales; Pyronemataceae
Product: nascent polypeptide-associated complex subunit beta
Exons: 4
Coding region: 199-663 (154 amino acids)
Cellular component (GO): nascent polypeptide-associated complex; cytosol
Source: RefSeq, a predicted model, not a curated record